Naegleria gruberi is the source of this 351-nucleotide messenger RNA. RefSeq lists its product as uncharacterized. The coding region runs from base 1 to 351 and encodes 116 amino acids. The record is from RefSeq and is a predicted model, not a curated record. Lineage: Eukaryota; Heterolobosea; Eutetramitea; Acrasida; Naegleriidae. The transcript has a single exon.
AUGCCAGCUAGAAAUACUUCAUCACAUUCUUCCAAAGAUAAAAUUCCAACAAAAACAGAAUGGACAAGAUCUAAACCAAUUGAUUUAUCUAAAAGAUUACCAUUAUUUGAUAUUGAUACUUCAAAUAUUAUAAGUGGAACUAGACAUCGUAAUAAUAUUGAUUAUCAUCAUGCAAAUUUAAAUGGUAAACAAAUUUCAGUGAAAAGAUCUUCGAAAAAUUCAAUUGAAAAGAGAACUAAAUGUAAAUAUCCUAAAUUUGUAAAUAAAAAAAGAAGAGAAUUAAAUACCCAGAAGAAUCAGAUCUUAUUAUUGUUCAUAACUGAAGUUGCCCUACUGUGUUUGAGGCAGUAG